This is a messenger RNA of Polypterus senegalus (gray bichir), 2539 nucleotides long. RefSeq names its product mesogenin 1 (gene msgn1). Gene Ontology annotation, biological process: regulation of transcription by RNA polymerase II; mesoderm formation. Lineage: Eukaryota; Metazoa; Chordata; Cladistia; Polypteriformes; Polypteridae. The record is from RefSeq and is a predicted model, not a curated record. Gene Ontology annotation, cellular component: nucleus. The transcript has a single exon. Gene Ontology annotation, molecular function: protein dimerization activity; RNA polymerase II cis-regulatory region sequence-specific DNA binding; DNA-binding transcription factor activity, RNA polymerase II-specific. Bases 616 to 1113 code for a protein of 165 amino acids.
AGGUGUAUAAUAUUAAAAAACAAUCGGGUAUAAGGCAGGUCAGUGUCAUCUACUGGAUAAGACAGCACACUUGGUAGCACCAUGGAUCAGUGCUCAACACUUACUGAGUAUUUGAAGCAAAUACCUGACUAAACAUGCCUUGAAUAAACAGAGUUUCUUGAAAGCCCAGUUAGUAUUUUUUUAAUCGAAAGGCAACUAAGAGACAAGGGCAUCCAUCAUCUACGUCUGUUUGACGUGUUGUUUGAUAUGCCCAUUAGUCUGCUAGCAAGAAUAUGAUAAUUGCAGUAAUGGCAGCUUAAAUGCCCACUUCCACACAAGUCCCUUUAAUUGUUUUUCUUGCUUCUUCUCGUUACCUACCUGCUCGAUCACGGCUCUUUCACACAACGGUGACAAUGAGGGUCGCUUGCAACGAUAGGCUUUUGUCACUUUCGCUUUCUUUGAACUUCAUCGUCAGCUGUAAAAGUAUAAAUCUCCAGACGCUGGAUUCGACAUAUAAAACGGAGGGCUCUGGUUUCUUAUUUUUGUGUUUAUUUUCCUCAUUUUAAAAGGCGAGUCUUUGCAACUGAACGACAGUACAAAACCGCGGCCCUGAGGCGCACGCGUGCCGACACAGCGAUGGAUAAUCUUCACGGAGAACCGCUUCCACAGGUCGACGACUUAAACUCUCUGACAUCUAAGCUGCUCGCCGAAUGGGGUUGGAAAGCUGAAGAAGUGAAGGAUUUCGAGAGGGAUCAAGAGGUACCGGCGAAUGCCUUAUCUCCGGCAUCGUCUUUCGAAUCCUUCUGCCCGUCUCCACCCCGUUUCGGGGAUUCAGAACAGAAAGUGUCCCUGGUAAACAUUGCGCCUCAUUCUCUGGGAAGCUGCGGUCGAUCGUUGGCUCCGACCACUGCUAAUCACAGGGCAGUCAAACCAAAGAUGUCUAUUAAACGGAGAAUGAAAGCAAGCGAAAGGGAGAAGCUUCGAAUGAGGAGUUUGGCCGAUGCUCUGCACCAGCUACGGGACUAUUUACCUGCAGACUACAGCCAAAGAGGACAGCCACUCACCAAAAUACAGACGCUCAAAUACACCAUCCAGUACAUCAAUGAACUUUCGGAGUUACUUAGAAACAAAUGAGACUGUCUUGUUUGUGAAAAGAAAAGAACUAAAAAAAAAAAAAAACUGUGACGUUUGAGGAUUACUGUGUCCACCGUAAACAACGGAUGAAUACGUUCGCAAUUGACUACAUCGGUGCUUCUAACCAUUGCUAAUGCUUGUACAAUAACUCUGUAUUUUGUUAAAUUUAACCAAAGUAUUUCUAUUUGAUAUUAGCGGUUUUCUCGGAAGUACGUUGUACUGCAGUGGGAAUAGACUAGUCCGUGUGUGAACCGCUACUAAUCAGAUAACGGAAUUCUUGGUUCUUGCUUCAUUUGGCAGGAUACGGAGCAUGCUGAAAUCACUAAAAAGCUUCCUGAUGUAUAUAAAUGUACACAACUAAAGUAACUUUUUAAAAGACUGAAUAUUGUGCGUGGAAACUGACUUUAUUACAUUUCGGAUAUGCAAAGUGGAAUUAAUGGCGAUGCUGAUUUAUAAUAAACCGGGUUUAAGUUUAGUAGUCAUGAUUUCUUUAGUUAAUUGAAUGAAUGGGGUUUGUGGUCGGGUUUGGUGUGGUGGAUGGACAAACGAUUUGACAGGUAUGCAUUAGGACAUACAGUACUAUCAUUUCAUCUUUUUCAGUUUUAGCCUAGUACAUUGAAAAAACACAUCGCUAACAUCCAGUGUGGAAUAGAGCAUGUUGCAUGAUUAAGAGUCAGUGCCAGUGCCGUUGCCUCGCAGUUACGCGAUCAAGGUUCAUGUCCCAGGUACACCCUCCGUGGAAUUUGCAUGUUCUUCCCGUGUGGGCAUGUAUUUUCUCCGGGUACCACGGUGUCCUCCCACAGUCCAAAGACGUGCAUGUUAGCUGGAUUGGCGAUGCAGGUUGUCAGUGUGUGUGUGUGUGUGUUACUGACUGUGAGAGACUGGCACCCUGUAGCUGAGGGGUUGGGCGACUCUGAUCAGUAUAAUGGAGUAUAGAAAAUGAAUGGGAACCUGCAUUAUGUUAGCUGCAACCGAUCCUCAUCUGGAGCAAAACAACAACCACCUUGGCCACCGCGAACUUGUAUAAUUACGAAAAUGAGAUCAAUUUAUACUUGAUGCUUAAUAUUAAUGCAAGUGUUUGGGAUGUGGGAAAAAAAACGCAAGGGGGCUGGAACAGUCAGACAGCAUCUCUAAUUACUGCACCGUCUUGAUGUUUUAGAUACAACACAUUCAAAUAACUCUUAACAGAUAAAACCUUUGAAGUGCUUUAAUAUGUCUGUAAAUGUAUGUUGCAUGCUGUGAUCGUAUUAACAGAGUUGAGGUAAAAUAAAACGGUUCAGUAUUACACGGUAACAAUUAUUAAAUUUAAUAUUACGUUUAUUGGAUAGGAUCUCCUAUAAAUCUAAGUGUCUCACUGAAAAACGUUACUACCUUCAUUUUUAAUAUAAGACGAAAUGCCGACAGGCGGGAAAUAUAUGUCAUUGUA